This is a messenger RNA of Paramecium pentaurelia, 2202 nucleotides long. NCBI's taxonomy places the organism in Eukaryota, Ciliophora, Oligohymenophorea, Peniculida, Parameciidae. The record is from the annotation of a GenBank genome assembly.
AUGAUGAUUAAAUCGAAGUAAACAGUGAAUAUGAAAGUAAGUUAAAAAUCUGAAAAUGCUUUGCAAUAUUAGAAAUUUAACUUAUUAGAUAAAAAAAUAUAUGAGAAACAAAAUGAAUACUAAGACAGGAAUUGGAUGUUAAUAAAGGAGGCUGAAGAGCAGAUAUUAAAUUGCAAAUUGUAAUAUUUAAAAGAAUAUGAGACAAGAAAAUAAAGCAAUAUUGAAAUUUUAAAUCAUUUCAAACAAAAUCUAAUAUAAAUGAAAUAAUAAAUGUUUAACAAAAUUGAAGAAAUAAUAUCUUUUAUAAACAAUCAAUUAACUCGUCUUUCUAAUAUAAAACUUGAGAAAGAUGAUUUAUGUUAAGAUGGAUCCAAUUAGAAUUUGGAUUAUAUUGAAAGCACAUAUACAAAAUUAAAUCAAAAAUCAUUUAAUUUUAGUGAAAUCGAAAUUCAUUUAUAAUAGCAAUUAAAAACAUUAGAUAUAUAAGAAUUUUUGAAAUACCAUGAAUAAAUGUUAGAAAGCAUUAGAUGUGAGAAUAAGAAUAAUUUUAAAGAAUAUAUACCUUUUGGGAUAGAUUAAAUGUAAUUAAAUAAUCUUUGGGUAUGCGAUAAGCACAAAUUAUAAUUGAUGUUUGUAGAUCUAAAACAAAAAAGCGUUGUUCCUGAUAGAAUAGCUUGUGCCUAUUGUGUUCCUGAAUAUUUAGUAUAGUUCACUAAUUUUGAUUAAUUUAAGAUGAUGUGGAAUCAGUGGAUUUAAAAUAUUUCAAAUUAUUCAAAUCUGCAAGAUAGAAAUUUUAAUAAUAGUAUCUAAUCAGCUCUUUAAUAGAUAAUUUAGUUAAAAGACUCAUUUAAUAAUUUAACUGAUGAAUCGAUAAUUGCUUUGAAAAGCCUUACUCUUAAUCGAAGCAUAAUACUAGAGUAAUUGUUGUAACUUAUUAAAAAGGAAUGGCAAUAAUAUUCAAAAAUUGAAAUAAUUUAAAUUGCCAAUAUUCUGAGUCAAUAAAAUAAAUAAAAUGAAUUAAAUUAAUAACUUCAAUCAGAAUUGAAUGCAAAAUUGUAAUAAAUUUAAGAUAUAAAAAAUGAAUUAUUUAUCAAUCUAUAAUAGAAAUUUUCUGAUUUAAAAUUACUGUAAUGUUCCUUACCUAUUGAAGAAAAGAAUGGAAAAUAUUUAAAAAUAUCAUUUAAAAAAGAAAUUCAGUCCUAGACAAAAGAAUUAGAAUAAAACAAUAAUUUCAGUCCUCUAAUUGAACCUUUUUAAUAUGAACUUUUAAAGAAGAGCUCAUUAAAGGAAGAUAAAAUAUAUUCAAUUACAUUUAGUUAAGAUUCUUCUUUAAUAAUGACUGGUUAUUCUCAUGGAUAAAUCAAAGUCUUUCAAUUUAGAAAUGGAUAUAUGAAACAAAACUAGAUUUUAUAGAAUCAUUAAGGGAUUGUUAAUUGUUUGCAUAUCUUAAAUAGUUGUAAAUAGUUUGUUUCAGGAGGAGCAGAUAAAACUAUCAUCAUAUGGUAAAUUAAUGAAAAAAAAUAAUGGGUAUGUUUAUAAAUUUUAUAAAGACACACUGAUUGCAUUAGAUGUAUUAUUUCAAAUAGUCAUGAAGAUUUAAUAAUCUCGAGUGGAGAUGAUUCAACAAUCUAAUUCUGGAAUAAAGACCUUCAAUGGAAUUGGCAAUAAAGAUUACUUGGACAUAGAAACAAAGUGGAGAGUAUUUCUUUGAACAAUUAGAGCACUAAAUUGAUAUCUUGUGCAUACAUGGACUAUACAAUCUUAGUUAGUGAAAGAGUUUAAUAAGAUUAAGAAUGGAUAAUUAUUUAGACAAUUAAGGUUGACAACUGGGGUUAAAGUUUAUGCUUUAUGAAUGAUAUAUUGUUUUCUUUUUAACCAUCAAGGUCUGAAACCUUAUUUAUUUAUGAAUUUGAUAAAGAAACUAAUAAUUUUUAAAAAAUCAAAGAAGUCAGAAUAAAAUCAGGAUAUUAAUCAGAUUCUGUAUUUUCUUUGUAGUUUAUCAAAUAAAACUCUAUGAUACUUAAUAAAACAGGCUAUUUUAUUAACUUAAUUAAAUUUAAAUAAAAUGGUGAUUUUAUAAAUGGACAAUCUAUUAAAUAUCAAACUCAAUAUAUUCAAGGAGCUUUGACGAAUGAUGGGUAGUAUUUAGUAACUUGGGAUGAAGAAACAAAAGAAUUAUAGGUUAGAUAAUGUAAAAAUUGA